Molecule: messenger RNA, 4344 nt
Organism: Nicotiana tabacum (common tobacco)
Lineage: Eukaryota; Viridiplantae; Streptophyta; Magnoliopsida; Solanales; Solanaceae
Source: RefSeq, a predicted model, not a curated record
ACGGUAAAGUCAAAAUGUGUACGAGUGAUCGGAGCGAGUAAUUCAUUUUAUGCGUCAGUUUUUCUCAAGAAACAAGAAAAAGGACGGUGAAUAUUUGGAGAAGUGAAUGCAACUGAAGUUCCGAGAAAGAAGCAGUGAAUCCCAUGUCUGUAAAGAGGAUAGGAGGGAGAAAACACACAAACAAACAACAUGUUUAUGUUAUGUUAUGUUACACAUUGCACUCCAUAAAGAGAGAGAGAGAGGGGUUGUGUUGUGUCCUAAAAUACUGGCAUUGCUUCGGACUUUGGGACAGAGAGAGAGAGAAAGGACUCUUUCUUCUUUCUCUCCUGAACCCAUCAUCGUCCUUGUCUCUCUCUCUUCUUUCUCUCUCUUACGUUGUACAUUUUGAUUUUCAAGAAAACUGCUGCAUUCUUCUAUUUCAGGGUCUUUUUUUGCAGUUAUAUCAAUUGCCACUUCCUUAUUUCUUUAUCCUUUCCCUUUUCAGGCCUGGCCUAAUUCCUCUGGGUAUCCCAAUUCACAUAAAAAGGAAUGCUUGCAUGAGGAUGCCCUUUAAUUCAUGUCUUUUUCCUCUUAGGAAAGUUAUCAUGUUGUGGUGCAACUGAUUUAGGCUUUCCUUGAGAGGAAAAAAGAAAUGGCGCGAGGCAGGAUAAGGGCAAAGAUCCGAAGGAGCAGUUUGUACUCAUUUGCUUGCUAUCGGUCGCAUGCCAAGGAAGAUGGUCCCCAUCAGUUAGGCCCCGGGUUCUCGCGAGUUGUACAUUGUAACCAGCCCCAUCUCCAUGAAAAGAAACCUCUUAAGUAUUGCAGCAAUCACAUAUCCACCACAAAGUAUAACAUCAUCACAUUCCUACCCAAGGCCUUAUUCGAGCAAUUCAGGCGUGUUGCUAACUUGUAUUUUCUCAUGGCUGCAAUUGUGUCGGCCACAACAAAUCUGUCCCCGUUCUCAGCUUUCAGUAUGGUAGCUCCGUUGGUCUUUGUGGUCGGGUUGAGUAUGGCGAAGGAAGCCUUAGAAGACUCGCGGAGGUUCAUACAAGAUACAAAGGUCAAUCAUCGGAAAGCUAGUGUCCACAAGGAAGAUGGUGUGUUUAGUCAUAAGCCGUGGAUGAAGAUUUCGGUUGGAGACAUCGUGAAAGUGGAAAAGGAUCAAUUUUUCCCGGCAGAUUUACUUCUUUUAUCGUCUAGUUAUGAAGAUGGAAUCUGUUAUGUGGAAACUAUGAACUUGGAUGGAGAGACAAACUUGAAGGUAAAACGAGCGUUGGAGGUUACUCUAUCUUUGGAGGAUGAUGAGGCUUUCAAGCAAUUCAGUGCAACCAUAAAAUGUGAAGAUCCUAAUCCUAGUCUUUACACUUUUGUGGGCAACCUCGAGUAUGAUCGUCAGGUUUAUCCUCUUGAUCCGAGUCAGAUUCUCCUCAGGGAUUCAAAGCUUAGGAAUACAGCUUAUGUUUAUGGAGUUGCUAUAUUUACUGGUCAUGAUAGCAAAGUUAUGCAGAAUUCUACAAAGUCUCCUUCUAAAAGGAGUAGGAUCGAACUACAGAUGGACAAGAUUAUUUACCUCCUUUUUACUGUCCUUCUCUCGAUCUCAUUUGUCAGUUCAAUCGGCUUUGCCAUAUAUGCAAAAUUUCAAUUGCCAAGCUGGUGGUAUAUGCAACCUAUGAACGAAGUAAAUAAUGUGGUCGAUCCAAGACAGCCUGAGUUGUCAGGCCUUUUGCAUCUGGUCACUGCACUUAUACUAUAUGGUUAUUUAAUUCCUAUAUCCCUCUAUGUUUCCAUUGAAGUUGUGAAGGUCCUACAGGCAUUGUUCAUAAACCAGGAUAUUAGUAUGUAUGAUGACGAGUCUGGAACUCCUGCUCAAGCGCGAACAUCAAACUUAAAUGAGGAGUUGGGGCAGGUCGAUACUAUCCUCUCAGACAAAACCGGCACUUUGACAUGCAACCAAAUGGACUUCUUAAAAUGCUCCAUUGCUGGUACGGCAUAUGGAAUGCGUGCAAGUGAUGUAGAACUUGCAGCCGCAAAGCAGAUGGCUGAGGACCUUGGUGGGCAAGAUCCUGAUUCACCGAGACGCGAGUAUGAGAAUGGUUCAUCAGAAAUUGAAUUAGAGAGUGUCAUCACUUCUAAAGACGAUUUUAAAGCUGCAAUAAAGGGGUUCAGUUUUGAGGAUAGCCGCCUUAUGAAAGGAAAUUGGAUGAAAGAGCCAAAUGCAGAAGUCAUCUUGUUAUUCUUUAGGAUACUUUCAGUUUGUCAUUCUGCUAUUCCCGAGCUAAAUGAGGAGACUGGCAACUUUAACUAUGAAGCGGAGUCGCCAGAUGAAGGAGCAUUUCUUGUUGCAGCUAGGGAAUUUGGCUUUGAGUUUUGUAAAAGAACUCAAUCAAGCAUUUUUGUACGGGAGAGAUAUCCUUCUUUUCAAGAGCCAAUUGAAAGGGAAUUCAAAGUUCUCAAUCUAUUGGAGUUCACUAGCAAGCGGAAGAGAAUGUCUGUUAUAAUUCGCGAUGAGAGUGGCCAGAUUCUUUUCUUGUGUAAAGGAGCAGACAGGUGUUUCUUUGAAUGUCCUUUUUAUUACGAUGAACUAUGCAUCCUUAAAGUAGGUGAUCUAAGUGACUAUUUUGCUAUCAAACACGCUGUUAAAUUGUCUGUCAAUUACAAUAUGCUUAUUCNUAUGAUGGAAAGGGACUUGAUCCUUGUUGGUGCAACUGCUGUGGAGGAUAAACUACAGAAGGGAGUUCCUCAGUGCAUAGAUAAACUGGCGCAAGCUGGUCUCAAAAUCUGGGUACUGACAGGUGAUAAGAUGGAAACAGCCAUCAACAUAGGCUAUGCUUGUAGUUUGCUUCGACAAGGAAUGAAACAGAUAAGCAUAACGACAAUGAAUGCAGACUCAGUGGCUCAAGAUUCUAAACAGGCUAUGAAGGAGGACAUUUUGAAACAAAUCACAAAUGCUUCUCAAAUGAUCAAACUUGAAAAGGAUCCACAUGCUGCGUUUGCGUUGAUUAUUGAUGGGAAAACUCUAGCUUAUGCUUUGGAGAAUGAUAUGAAGCAACACUUUUUGAACUUAGCAGUUAAUUGUUCAUCUGUCAUCUGCUGUCGUGUAUCUCCUAAGCAGAAGGCCUUGGUUACUAGGUUAGUAAAAGAUGGAACUGGAAAAAUCACCUUAGCAAUUGGCGAUGGUGCAAAUGAUGUUGGGAUGAUUCAAGAAGCGGACAUCGGAGUUGGUAUCAGUGGUGCAGAAGGAAUGCAGGCUGUGAUGGCGAGUGACUUUGCUAUUGCGCAGUUCCGGUACCUGGAGAGACUUCUUGUUGUACAUGGGCAUUGGUGCUAUAAACGAAUUGCUCAGAUGAUAUGUUAUUUCUUCUACAAAAACAUCUGUUUUGGCCUCACACUCUUUUACUUCGAGGCUUUUGCUGGCUUUUCGGGACAGUCUGUCUAUGAUGAUUCAUAUAUGAUGCUAUUCAACGUCAUUCUUACUUCAUUGCCUGUAAUUGCACUUGGAGUAUUCGAGCAGGAUGUGCCUUCUGAUGUUUGUUUAAAGUUUCCAGCACUGUACCAACAAGGGCCGAAAAACUUGUUCUUUGACUGGUAUAGAAUUCUCGGGUGGCUUGGCAAUGGUAUCUACACGUCCCUCAUUAUUUUCUUCCUCAACAUUAUCAUCUUUUACGAUCAAGCCUUCCGUUCUGGAGGCCAGACGGCUGACUUGACAGCUUUGGGUACUACGAUGUUUACCUGUGUCAUAUGGGCUGUGAACUGCCAAAUUGCACUUACUAUGAGUCAUUUCACAUGGAUACAACAUAUUCUUAUUUGGGGAAGCAUUGCUACUUGGUACAUAGUUCUCUUGAUAUAUGGUAGGUUAGCACCAGUUUAUUCUAAAUACGCGUUCGGGAUACUCGAGGAAGCUCUAGCUCCUGCUCCAAUCUACUGGUGUACCACUCUUUUAGUAACUAUGGUAUGCACUCUGCCUUACUUAGCUCACAUAGCUUUUCAACGAUCGUUUAGUCCGAUGGAUCAUCACAUUAUUCAAGAAAUCAAAUAUUAUAAGAAAGACAUAGAAGAUCGUCAUAUGUGGAAGAGAGAAGGAUCUAAAGCAAGGCAGAAGACCAAGAUUGGGUUCACAGCAAGAGUAGAUGCUAAAAUUCGGCUGUUGAGAGGGAGACUGCAGAAAAAGAAAUUAUAACUGUGAAUGGUUGAUUUUCUUUUAAUUUUUUUGGGGGAGUAAUUUUUCCCUUUCAAUUACUACACAGAACUUAGGGGGUUAGGCCAUUUACAAUUUUUCUUCUUUGGCCUAUUUGUAACUCAUUUGUAAAUUUCUUUUUGUCCAGUAUAGUGAGAAAUCAAAUGAGGUCAUUCAUUUGUUCCCAACUA